CUUCGCUGACCCAGUUGAUCUUUUUUCCAAAGUGUUGUUGAAAAUGUUGGACCUACUGCUUAUAAACAGUCCCUGUAUGGAUACUGCACCCCAGCCUACAGAAGGACCAGGUAAGACAGCUGCAAUGUAGUUCAUACAAAGCAACAGUGAGUAAAUCUACAACCUGUCGAGGCAUGUUAGUAAAAGGUCAAUGGCACUAGUACAGUUAAUGUCUCACUGUGGGAGAAAGAAAAACAUUUAUUAUCAGAACACAGAAUCACAGUCUUUCUAUGUAGCUCUAACUGUGUGUUUGACUCUAGGGAAGCCAGUCAUCCUGUGUGAUACUGACUACCUGUGUGAUCAGUGGAUGUCACAUCAUGACCUUGAGAUAGCAACUUUUCCAGGACCUCUUCUGAGCAAAAAGAUGAAGAAGGAGGACUUGCUUGAUUUUAUCCGGAGAAGGACCCAUGAGUGUCUGAUUAAGGACGAUAUACCUGACCAACAAGCAGCCUAUGUGUUUUGGCUUAUCAUGGAGAAGUUCUGCACCCAAAAUGGAAAUGUGAUGAUGACGGACAUCACUCCACUCCUCUGGAUGGGCUACAGUGCUUAUAAGAAUAAGCUCGGAGAUCUUGAGACGGAGGAUCACUGGUGCCUUCUUCUCGCUCGUCGCUUAUCCAACUCUAAUGAUGCAGAAGAUGAGCUGAGGGAAUCCGUCAUUAAAAUUGGAGACACACUUGCGUCCAGAGGACAAAUAUACCCAGCUCAUGUCUGUUAUGUGGUGGCACAGGUUGAGCUGGACUCGUACAAUGACAGAACCAGUUUCUCUCUGAUUGGAUCUGGAGGUUUGCCAUUUGGGAAGUCAGCUAUGAGGGAAGCCUUCGAACGAACUGAAGUGUAUGAGUAUGCCCUCUGGUUGAAUUCUGGGUUCACACAGCCAAACUUUCAGAUCUUCAAGCUACUUCACGCCAGAAGGCUAGCUGAUUCUGGACAUUCUGCUCAAGCCCGGAACUACUGCAGGACCAUUGCUACGGCAGUAGCCACCUUCCCCAGCAACAUCACAGUCAUCCUCAUGAGCCGUCUUAUUAGGCUCUCUGAGGAACUGUACAGAGGGAAGGCCAAAGAACCCAACUGGCUGGUAAAUCUUCGCUACCUGUGCCUACACAAGGUGGAACAGAUUCCUGGGAAGGAUUAUAUUAUCCCAGAGCAGCAGGAGGUGUGGGAUGUGGACUCUCAGUCACAGGGUCUCCUGACAGCUGAAAAGUUCACUCUCCAUCUUACUGCCAUGGAGCUGCAGGCUGAGAUGUGGGAUGAAGACUCAGAUUCAGAUGGUUCUCUGAUGCCUGAAACGUCCACCACCUAUGUGAAUACUUCAGAACUCCAGCCUGAGGUCUGGGAUGUGGACAGCGAGGUCCAAGAGAUGCCCACUUUCCAUCCUUCGUGUCUGAAAUUCCUCACUGAACCAGAGGCACAGAGAUUUCUUGCCUUGUACACCGUGGGUGACAUGCUGGGGAGUGGAGGCUUUGGCACAGUUUAUGAAGGAACUUGUAAGAAAGAUGGACAACAGGUUGCAAUUAAAUACAUUGCCAAGGAUGCCUCAGAUUUCUACAUCCCCAUUCCUGGCGAGUCCUGCAAGCUCCUUCUAGAGGUGGCUUUAAUGCAAAUUGUAUCAAAGCCACCUCACAACAAGAACGUUCUGCAGCUCCUGGAUUGGUUCGAUAUGCCCGACUGCUUCCUGUUGGUCCUGGAGAGACCCGUCCCCUGCAUGGACGUGUAUAAUCUGUGUAUGAGUCAAAAAGGCGUACUGGAUGAACCACUGGCCAAGAUCAUCAUGCGGCAGGUGGUUGAGGCUGCCCGCUACUGCCAUAAUCGCGGCGUUUUCCAUCGUGACAUCAAGGCGGAAAACCUUCUUUUCAACACCGACACGAUGGAAGUCAAAUUAAUUGACUUUGGCUGCGGCGAUUUGUGGCAGGACACACCCUACGAGGAAUAUGCAGGAACUCCAGAUUUCUGGCCUCCAGAAUGGAUUCUGCAACAGGAGUAUAACGCCUACCCCGCUACUGUCUGGAGUCUCGGUAUACUCCUCUUUAGUAUAGUCUGUGGAGAAAUGCCCUUCAUGACUGACGAGGAAGUUGUUGCCGGGACCCUGCAGUUCAAGCCUGGCCUGUCUAAAGCCUGCCACCAUCUGAUCGAGUGGUGCUUGGAACAGGACCCUAACAAACGGCCCAGCCUCCAGCAGAUCAGCGAACAUGAGUGGUUCACAGAAGACCUUUAAGACCGAGUUCAGACCCUGUAUAGACGGCAUUGAAUCAUGAAACAACAACUAAUUUAUAUUGACUGAGAAUAAAUUAAGAUCAGUGUACCCGACUGCCUGCUGUUUGCUUUUAUUCAUUUUGAUCAUCUUGAUGAUCUUCUACUUGGAGCUUUCUGCAGUUAUAACUCACUUUCUGCUGCUGUGGAUGGACACACAUGGAUAG
Molecule: messenger RNA, 2453 nt
Organism: Ictalurus punctatus (channel catfish)
Lineage: Eukaryota; Metazoa; Chordata; Actinopteri; Siluriformes; Ictaluridae
Exons: 17
Coding region: 191-2251 (686 amino acids)
Biological process (GO): negative regulation of apoptotic process; regulation of mitotic cell cycle; protein autophosphorylation
Cellular component (GO): cytoplasm
Molecular function (GO): protein serine/threonine kinase activity; ATP binding
Source: RefSeq, a predicted model, not a curated record